This is a messenger RNA of Aureococcus anophagefferens, 8050 nucleotides long. RefSeq lists its product as hypothetical. The transcript has 7 exons. The record is from RefSeq and is a predicted model, not a curated record. Lineage: Eukaryota; Pelagophyceae; Pelagomonadales; Pelagomonadaceae. Gene Ontology annotation, molecular function: protein binding. The coding region runs from base 98 to 8050 and encodes 2650 amino acids.
CAUGAUCUUUCCUUAAAAACGCCGCUGCAAAGAAGAGCAUGGACACGCCCUGAGGCUAUAAAACCCCGCGACGCACCAAAAAAAAGGAGCCGCCCCCAUGUCGUUCAUCGCCGGGAGCUUCGUGUCCCUGAAGCGCGCCGAGUCCCUGAAGAAGGGCUUCGGCGGCAAGGCCCAGGUCGCGUCGGGAGUGGACACGGAGCUCAUCAACAUGUCGCCGCGCUUCGAGAAGGAGAUCGGCGCCGACGUCGCCGCCGCCGGGCCCGAGCACUACUACGGCAGCGACCAGUCGUCCUUCUACAGCGUCUACCGCGAGCUCACGCGGGCCAAGUGCUACAGCCUGCCCGCGAACGUGCCGGGCAGCCCCGGGAAGCUGUCGCCGACCAAAAGCAACGCGAGCCCGACCUACAAGCCGUCGCGCACGGCCCAGUUCGAGGACGUGCUCGCCGGCGACGAGGUCGAGGCGCGGUACCGGGACCUCCACGAGCUCGAGGCGACGGAGGAGGACGGCGCGAGUUUGGACGAGUCCGACCCGUUCGGACGGCACGCGGCCGUCGAGGAGGACAAGUACGACCACCCCCAGGCCAUCGGCGACGAGGCGGCGGCCGAGAAGCAUCCGCUCCGGCGGCGCAUCGACGGGCUCCACCUGCCGCGGCUCCAGGUCGCGGACGCGGCCGACGGCCCGCAGUUCUCCGCGCGGAGCCUCUUCCUGGCCGAGUGCGUCGACAAGGACCUGCAGCCCCGCGCGGGGUUCCUGCUGCGCAAGAUGCGGUCCACGGAGAUCAACAUGGCCCAGCUCGGCGUCGGCGAGCGCCUCGCGCGCGCGUUCGCGUGCUGCGUGGGGAAAUUGCCGAACCUGCUCCACCUCGACAUGAGCUACAACUACCUCGGCGACCGGACCAUGGCCGAGGUCCUCGAGGCGCUGUGUGACGUGCCCCAGCUCCAGUCGCUGAACAUCAGCGGCAACGACAUCUUCAAGCACUCCGCGCGGAGUUUGGGCCACCUCUUCGCGAACGCGGACCGCGGGGCCGCGAAAGGGAGCCUUCGGGAACGUCGCACCCUUUUCGUCGCCCAGGCCGACUGCGCCAUCGAGGAGCUCGAGACCGCGGACUGCCACCUCGACGACGACGACGUCGCCCUCUUCCUCGAGCGCGCGCUGCGGAACCGGAACCUCGUGCUGAGCCGCUGGAACCUGGCGAAGAACUCCAUCGGCUCCGCGGUGGACCACGCGCCCGCGGCGUCCGACCGGCCGUCGCUCGCGUCGUGGAUCGGCUCCGACGAGUGCACCUGCAAGCGGCUGGACAUCUCCUGGAACAUGAUCCGCGGGAGCGUGGCCGUGGCCCUGGGCAAGGCGCUGUCGACGAACCACUGCGUGACGCACCUGAAUUUGGCGUUCAACUCGCUCGCGGAGGAGGGCGUCGUCUUCGGCAACUCGCUGUUGAAGAACCGCGUGCUCAAGGUGCUGGACCUGUCGAACAACGGGCUGGGGCCCAAGGCGGCCUUCGCCAUGUCCGUCGCGCUCCUGGGGCGCAUGUCGGCGCUCGAGCUGCUCGUCAUGGACGGCAACCCCGUGGGCGUCACGGGAGGCCAGGCGCUCCUCCGCGUGCUCACGCGCAUGGACCACCGGGCCCACCUGAGCCUGCGGGACUGCUCAUUCCACGGCGGCUCCAUCGGCGAGCGCUGGAUCAUCAACGACGACUACACGCUCGACCUCUCCGUGCCCAUUUUGUACUGCCUCGCGCGCGACAUCUUGCAGGGCGACGCGACGCGGCCCUGCCCGCCCAUCGACUGCUGCUACCUCACGCCGCCGGGGGGCGCGUCGCAGCGCAUCCGGACGAAGAUCGAGUGGACGGGCGCGCGCGCGCGGCCGUCGACGGGCGACGCGUACGACGAGGCGCACUCGCGCGCGCUCGACAACGUCGUCACGCGGCUCGCGUCGCUCGACCGCGACGAGCUGCUCGACUUCUUCCCGCACCGCGACGGCGACGACGUGCCCUUCCUCUACCGGCGGGAGCUCGACGCGUUGCUGGAGCACCUCGGCCUCGUCGAGUACGUGACGGAGCGGACGGCCGACGGGUCGGGCUUCGCGCGGACGCCGCGGCACGCGCUCGCGGACACGCUGCCCCUCGUCGACAACUGGAGCCAGCUCAAGGCGACGGGGCGCUUGGAGAUCGGCGAGUUCAUGCAGGUCGCGCUCGCGCUCCGCGCCGUCGCGGGCAGGGCAGCACAAGAGAGCGAAAUUCCCAACUUCAAAGGCUCCUAUCUCGGCCGUUUUCCACUCGUCGCGGGCCGCACGCGCGACGACGCGGGCGGCCGCUUCGUCGUCUUCGACGAGGCCACGGGCGAGGACUUCGCGCAGACGCUGCCCGAGGCGGGCGUCCUGCGCCUCUGCUUCGCCAAGGCCGUCGUGAAGCUGGGCAUGGACGAGCCCAUGACGCAGGCGGGCGCGGGCGUCGUCGGCUGGGCGACGUCGCUCGGCGCGAUCCAGGACGUGCUCCAGGUCGCGGAGGCCGCGGACAACCAUUUGCUCGUGCUGCAGAUGGCGCUGCCGUCGCUCGUGCUCGGCCACGACACGGCCGCGCGCCUCUUCCCCGCGCUCGUCGCGGAGCUGCUCGACCCCGUCGCGGCGAUCGCGAAGCUGCUGCCGCGGAUGGCGAGCCCGCUGCACGUGCAGGCCUUCAUCCGCGCCAUGCUGCCCAAGUCGACGAACCGGAGCCGGCUCCAGCGCGCCAUGGGCCAGCGCUUCCAGCUCCUCAUCGACAUGCCCGCGGGCCACUACACGCUGAGGCUCGACAAGAUGGAGGAGCGCGAGGUGCUCGUCGCGCUGCUCCAGGCGAACCGCUUCGAGCGCCACCGCGUCGUGGCGCGGGCCAAGCGGUCCCUGGAGAGCGGCGCCUUCGACGAGAACUGCUUCCACUACCCCUACGUGGACACGUCGCAGCACGGCAACCGGUCGGGCUUCCGCAACGAGACGCUCGACGGCUCGGCCGUGGAGAUCUGCGACGAGCUGCUCGACGGGCUGGGCCCGAGCCCCAAGGGCCUGCUCGAGUUCGACUUCGUGAAGAUGACGCGGCCGCCGCGGACGGCCGAGCCGAUGACGCGCGCGCACUUCUCGCAGCUGUUGUCCGUCGCGGCCAUCUCCGACGACGUCGACGACCGCUGCCUCCAGCUCGCCGUCGAGGGCGCGAAGACGCCGCGCGAGGAGAAGCGGCCGCCGCGGCCGCGGCCCGCGCCCUCCGACGGCCGCCGGCGGUCGUCCGCGGCGCAGCGCGCGAGCCGCAUCUCGAAGAUGGGCCUCGGCCUCGGCGCGGCCUUCGUCGAGCGCACCGUCGACAUGGUCGUCGUCGGCGGCGACGCGCCCAAGGAGGACGCCGCGGACCGGGCCAUGCGGUCCACGCGCAUGUCCAAGGUCGCGCGCCAGCCCGCGAGGCCGCCCGGCGGCGAGGCCGCGGAGGACGACGGCGACAAGGCGGCCCAGGACUCGCUCAUGGAGGCGCAGCAGAAACUAGCCCAGGCCAUGCCCGACGUCGGCAAGGGCGGCGCGGCCGGGGGCGACCACCGCCGGUCCACGUACAAGCCGCGCAUGCAGUCGAUCAACGCCGUGUCGCAGGACACGGCCGAGCGGUUCAAGUCCUGGUUCAAGGGCGAGGAGGGCGGCGUCGAGGCCGCGCGCGAGGAGCAGCGCGCGCGGCACCGCCUGAACCGCGGCGGGUCGCCGUCGCCGCCGUCGUACGGCCGGCGGCCGCAGUUCCCGGACGACGGCGCGGCGCCGGCGGCCGGCGGCGCCGGCGGGUCGCCGGGCCAGCGCCGCGCGGCGGCGCGCGACGGCACCAUCGCGCGCGGCGGCGAGCGCAACCCCCUCGAGAUGCUCAAGCGGCGCAAGCCCGCGACGCCCGACACCGACGAGCCGACGCCCGACGGCACGCCGUCGGCGACGCCCAAGGCGACGACGCGGUCCGUCGGGAAGAAGCCCGCGAGCCCGGCCCUCGGCGGCGGCUCGGAGAUGCUGCGGGCGUCGUCCAAGUCCGGCAAGUCGAAGCUGAACAAGCUCAAGACCAUCGCGCGGAUGAUGAUCUCGGGCGCGGGCGCGGCGAAAUCCGCGGCGGACACGGAGCUGAUCCUGGCGCGCCUCAACGAGUUCCACCUGCUCCUGGCGGGCUGCUGGUUCUCCGCGGCCCAGGCCUGCACGCUCCUGCGGCGCUGGCAGCUCUUCGACGGCCCGAAGCUCCGGAACCGCGAUGUGCUGAAGCUGCUGCGGCCCCAGGUCGAGCUGGUCAUCAUGCUCCACAGCCGCGUCGUCGAUUUGUACAACAUCGACGAGGUCUUCGCGGUGCUGGACCCGACGAUGCGCGCCGAGGCCAUCUUCCGCCUGGGCACGCUGAACAUCUGGUCGCCGCUGAAGCCCGACGGGCCCUACUCGCUCAACCUGGGGCUCCGCGAGGACCGCCAGGUCGUGCGCAUGCUCGUGCACCUCCACGAGGCGGAGCAGGCCGUCUGGCGGAACCCGACGCUGCGCUGGAAGCUCGACAUGCCCCGCGUCGAGGGCUGGAGCCUGCCGACGACGUGGCUCAACCAGGACGGCAUCCCCCGGAGCGGCCACGUCGCCUUCACCUACGACCCCCAGCACGAGGACUGGUCCACGCGCAUCGUCCUCGCGGCCCUAACCCUCGCCGGCGUCGACGAGGACGACGACGACCUGUUGUCGGAGAUGCCCCAGAGCGAGCCCCUCGAGGCCAUGCUCGCGGCGAGCCUCGACGCCGCCCACAUCAAGUGGGUCUACGACGGCAUCACCGUCGCCGACCCCGUGUCGGGCAACACGCUCGCCGGCACGCGCAAGGACCUGGACGAGUGCAACGUCGAGGACGUGGCGCGCUUCGUCGAGAACGUCGACCCCGCCGAGGCGUCCGAGGCCGUGGGCUUCGGCUCCAAGGCCGAGGCCCCGGGCCUCGACGCCGUCGCGGCCGCGUGCCGGUUCCAGCUCGUCGACGGGCGGCGCGUGCGCCGGUCCCUCGACGACGAGGCGCCGAGCGUCGCCCCCCUGCUCGCGGAGCUCAACGUCCACGCGCCGCCGCCGACGGUCAAAGCCAUCGUCGCGGCCUUCGACGCGUGGCAAAAGCUGCCCCGGGCCGCGGACAGGCGGCGCGCGAAGAAGCUCCGCGCGCUCAUCAUGGGCUCGCCGGCCCUCGUCCGCCAGGCCAACGCCCUGCAGAUGGAGCUGAACGCGUUGCCCGAGGGCGACCGCGAGGCGCUUUUGGAGCUCCGGCGCAAGAAGAUGCGCGAGCAGGCGGCCCGGGCCGUCGAGACCUACGCGAACCUGCCCCACGACGAGAAGAACGUCUUCACGGACGGCGCCAUCGAGCUCUACAGCGAGGAGAAUCAGCGGAAGCGCGAGGCCAUCCGCGAGGAGCCGAGGAUCUGCGAGCUGCUCGAGCCAGGGCUCGAGCGCUGGUGGUGGGGGUCGAAGCUCUUCGACGACGCGGACCACAACGAGUGGCUCUCCUUCGACGAGUACAAGACCUUCCACCGGCGGCUCCUGCGCCUCUUGGACCAGGACACGCUGUCGCCCAAGUCGCGCGUCGCGACGAAACCCGAGGACGAGGACCCGACGGCGUUGGAAGAUUUCCGGUGCGACGCGGACGGCGAGGGCCGCGUGACGAAGGAGACGUACCUCUUCGCGGUCUUCCAGCUCUGCGACCAGUGGACGGAGACCGUGGAACUGGACGAGUACGUGGAAUUCCUGUCCAAGGGCUUCGACCUCAUCUACGGGGAUCUCAUGGCCGGCGACGCGCCGCAGCUCCCCGAGGCGUGGUCGGGCGGCGACGAGCUCCACGACGACCGCGGCGAGCCGCUGCUCCAGACGCCCGCCGCCGCCUGGGGGUCGUCGGACCUGAGCGUCCUCGAGGAGGCCGAGGUCGUGCCCUUCAAGCCGCCGCCCCGCGAGCCGCGGGCGCCGUCGGCGCCCGAGCCGGCGCCGCUGGCGGACGUCUUCGCCGCGACGGCGCCGGUGCCCGCGCCGACGGAGCCCGCGGCGCCGGCGCCCGCGGCGCCGGCGCCGGCGAAGGAGGACGAGGUCCUCGAGGCCGAGGCCGCGGCGCCCCCGGAGAAGGCCAAACGCGAGCCGAAGCGGAAGUCGCGCGCGGCCGCCAAGAGCCCGGGGACACACGACCGCGACGACGGCGUCGCGGGCCGCGUCGCGCUCAUCGACGACGCGGGCUUCGACACCGUCGAUGCCAUGAUGGACGCGGCCAGGGACGCGCAGGACGCCGGCGCCGUCGGCGUCGUCUUCGCGUCGGGCGACGACGCGCCGCCCCUGCUCUCCGGCGGCUCCGAGAAGCAGAAGGUCGCGAUCCCCGUCGUCGGCAUCUCGGCGCCCGACGCGGCGGUCUUCAAGGGCAAGAAGCGGCACCGCCUGCGCGUCCGCGCGUCGCGAUUGCUGGAGCACGCGAAGACGAUCACCUCCAUGCGCAUCCACAUGGUCGUCGAGACCAUCGCGGAGAUCUACCGGGAGAAGAUGGUCCUCGACGGCAAGGCCGACGCGUCGGGCCGGCCGCGGCUGCCCCUGGCGACCUUCGUCCUGAUGCACUUCCGCCGCAAGUUCGGCGACAAGCGGACGGUCAAGAAGAAGUACAAGGCCUUCCUGCUGGGCGUCGUCCAGCGCCUGGAGGGCACGGCGUCGACGCACGGCGUCGAGGAGGACGAGACGGCGCUCCAGUGGAUCACGCUCUUCGCGCAGCUCUGCUCCAUCGACACGGCGUCCGGGCGCCUCGCGGCGCUCCCGCCCGAGGCCUGCGACUACUGCCUCGACCGCGUCCACGAGAUCGAGCAGGUCGUCCGCGACACGCUCAAGGUGCUGCCCCACGAGUUCUCGUCGACGAUGCUCAAGAAGAUGGUCAGCGGUCGCAACGCGUUCCUGUUGGGCUGCGGCUUCGCGGACAAGGUCGAGGCCAAGUUCAAGCGCGAGCUCCGCGGCCACAUGAAGCUCCGGCCGCGCGACGACGUCUACGCGACGGCCGUCGGCACGUUCCACUCGCUCACCAUCGCCGUCACCAUCAACGGCGCGCACAAGAAGAUCAUCUCCGUCCCCGCGCUCAUGUCGCUCUACGCCGUCGUCUACACGGCCUGCGACUCGCCCCACGUCGCCCGCGCGCCGCCGCCGGAGUCGACGGGGGACCAGGCGCACGAGCGCAAGAAGAGCCGCGCGUCGACGGUGAAGCCCAUGAAGGAGAUGUGGUUCCUCAAGUACGUGGGCGGCGAGUCGUCCGCGCCUUCGGCGGAGGAGUCGCCCGACGAGGUCGAGCUCGACCAGGCGGCGGCGCCGGCGGCCCGACGAGCCGCGCCGAAGAAGAAGAAGAAGAAGAAGCCCGCCGAGGGCAAGAGAGCGCCGAAGAAGGCGCAGCUGUCGCCGCAGCAGCGGCAGCUCCGGGAGUCGGCGCGCUGCAUGGCCUGCGGCCGCGUCGUGUCGCCGGCGACCCUCGAAGGCUUCGAGGACCACGAGAACUACUGCGAGAAGUCGUCGGAGUCGUGGCGCCGCGCGGCGGAGACGAACGCGAGGACGCCCGCGGCCCUCGUCGACCGGCACAUCGCCCUCGUCGGCGGGCUCACGGCGACCGUCGUCGCGCUGAAGCCGCGCCUCGUGCGCCGGUGGCUGCCGCCGCGCCACGAGCUCCUCUUCGACAGCGGCCGCCGCGACGACGUCGUCCUCGCCGCGGGCGACGGCGGCGGGGCGGCCUUCCGGUUCCUGAGCCCGGCCGAGGCCGCCGAGGCGUCGAAGCUCACGGCCGCGCGGCUCUCGCGCGAGCUCGCGGACGCGCGGCGGCGCGUCGCGUCGCUCCAGAAGACGGAGAAGACGCGGGCGGCCGAGGCCGUCCGCAUGACGCGGACCCUCGAGGACCAGACUCUGUGCGCCGUGUGCCUCGACGCUACAAAAAACGCGGCCUUCGUGCCCUGCGGCCACCGCGCGUGCCGGGCCUGCGCGGACCGGUGCCGGGCGGGCGACGCGGGCUGCCCCGUCUGCCGCGCGCCCGUGGUGGACGUCAUCCGCGUCUUUAACUAG